CCUGAGUUGAGAUCUUGAAUUGUUUUUUGACUUGAAACUCGAUCCGAACAACAUUUUAAAGCCCUGACUAUUCUUUCAUUCUUAAAUCGGCCCAUUCCUGUUCAAAAUAUUCACCUAUUAAGGAUGAGCCGACUACCCAUUAUAUGUACAUUUUAGAAGAAGUUUUAAUUAGAAAUUACUCAGUUACUGUGCCAAUAAGGAUGUCCAUUUUAAAACACCAGUUUAAACGAUUUUUGAAUUCUUAAUGGGUUAUCUUAAUAGUGAUUAAUAAAUAGGGUUGUAGGUUCUGGACCGAACCGAAGAAUCGAGGAUUUUUUAUUCGGUUCUUUGUUUCGGUUUUGGAUAUCUGAAGAAUUUACAGGAACCGACAACUAAUAAAUAAACUACAAUAGAUAAAUUAAUUUUAGGAUGGUGAUCUUUUUGAACUUCUUCGAAAGAGGCGAAUGUUUAGUGAAACAGAAGUGGCAAGCUGUGCAGAUUGUCUUUGCCGUGCACUAGCUUAUUUACACACUGAACAUUUAAUAGUUCAUAGAGAUGUUAAAUUGGAAAAUUUAUUGGUUUAUUAUAUUCCUGACAAUCAAUCUGGGCAGCGUUUAAUGAUUAAAUUAGCAGAUUUUGGAUUAGCUUGUCAAUUGGAGACUGCAGACCAAUUAUUAAUUUUACUUUGUGGUACACCAACAUAUGUGGCGCCUGAAGUGCUUGCUGAAUUUGGGUAUUCAUUUAAGGCUGACUGUUGGAGUGUUGGAAUAAUUCUUUAUUGUCUUCUUUGUGGUUACCCACCUUUUGGAGUUGAUGAACCUGACGAUGUUUUAUUUAAUCGAAUUUUACGUGGACAAUUUCAUUUUCCUUCGCCAGUUUUUGAUUCAAUUAGUAAUUCAGCCAAAUUAUUAAUUACACGACUAUUAAAUACUGAUCCGUUUAUGAGAGCAUCAGCAACAGAUGUUGUAGAGUGGCAUUGGACUAAGGGUCUAGCCAAUGUCUCACAAGAAAAUGAAUUGGAAGCAGAAGAACAUUUAGCUAUAGCAAUUGCAGGAAUGUUAAUGUUAGAUGAUGAUGACGAUGAACAACAAAAACAAUAUUCUGAUGAUUUUGCAAUGUCAGAAUCUUCAGCAGAAUUUUUCUUUUCUCGUAGAGCAAGUAUGGAUGAAUUAUUAUGUGAGGAUGAUAAUGAUGAAGAGGAGGGAGGAGGAGGAGAAGAUGGAAAAAUGUUGCUAUUUUCUUCUAUUGCUACAACUACUGCUACAAAUGUAUUUUCUUCAUCUGCUAUAGCUACAGCUUCAUUUUCUGCUACUACAAAUUCCAUUUCUAAUCCUCCAAAUGCUCCAAUUUCAACAGAUGUUACAAAAUUGAUUAGAAGUGAUUCACCAUAUGAAUUUCCUCCCAUUCAAUUACCUCCAAUAUCACAAUCAAUAUUAGCUACAGCAAUGCCAUCAUUGUUACCUUCAUCUAAUACAGACUUACUUGAACAGCAAACAUCUUCCUCUUUAGCUCCAUCUUCUUUAGCAACAGAUAAACGUAAAAGACAACGUGGUGAUUCAAUUAAAAAACAUCAAAAUAUCAAAAUUGAUUUUCAACAACCCCAACAAAAACUUCAACAAAAUAAUGAAAAAGAAGCUUCUUCUAUAUCAGCAGUUGAUAAAAUAAUUGCAUGUAAUACAAGUUGUAUCGUUGGAGGUAAUAAAGAAACUACUCAACAAACUACACCAAGAAUGCAACGUAAAAUAAUUUUACCCCAACAACAACAAUCGACUACUGGUAUAAGACGUAAACAAAAUUUACGUCAUAUAUCUUUAGAUGAUAAUGGAGUAGUAGAUGAUAAUAAUGAAAUUGGAAGAAUUGCUGUUACAAAUGUAAAUAAUAAUAAUAAUACACCAACAACAGCAGCACCAACAAGAACAACAACAACAACAACAGCAAGUACAGGACGAAGACAAAGAAGGACAGCAACAAUCAGAUAA
This is a messenger RNA of Meloidogyne enterolobii, 1958 nucleotides long. The record is from the annotation of a GenBank genome assembly. NCBI's taxonomy places the organism in Eukaryota, Metazoa, Nematoda, Chromadorea, Rhabditida, Meloidogynidae.